AUGCAACCGCUAAAAGUUUUCCUGCGCUCCUCGAAGGCCAAGGCUCCAACCAGAGGGUCUGCACUGGCUGCGGGCUACGAUCUGUAUGCCAGCGAGAAAGCUGUGAUUCCAGGCCAUGGCCAAGGACUCGUGGCCACUGAUUUGAGCAUCAUUGUGCCAGAAGGCACUUAUGGUCGUGUGGCACCACGUUCUGGACUUGCUGUGAAGCACGGGAUUUCCACUGGUGCCGGUGUUGUUGACGCAGACUACCGUGGAGAGGUGAAGGUGGUUCUCUUCAACCACUCUAGCAAAGACUUUGAAGUUAAUGAAGGUGACAGAAUCGCACAAUUGGUGUUGGAGAAAAUUGUCCAGGCAGAGGUGAGCGAGCUUACUGCCGAGCAAUGGGAAGCAGAGACCACCGACAGAGGAGAAGGUGGAUUUGGAUCUACUGGAGGAUUCGGAAAGAAAUAA
Molecule: messenger RNA, 450 nt
Organism: Ogataea philodendri
Lineage: Eukaryota; Fungi; Ascomycota; Pichiomycetes; Pichiales; Pichiaceae
Exons: 1
Coding region: 1-450 (149 amino acids)
Biological process (GO): dUMP biosynthetic process; dUTP catabolic process
Molecular function (GO): dUTP diphosphatase activity; magnesium ion binding
Source: RefSeq, a predicted model, not a curated record